AUUCUGCUGCUCUCCUUUUACACGCAGCUCUGACUCCAAACUGUAAAUUAUUCAGAAAAAAAAAAAUACACUACAUUUCUUACACACUUCAAAGCUUACAACUUUGAGAAGAAAAAUAAAAGAAAAAGAGCAAUCUUUAACUUUGUUCAUCUGUUCUUGAAUUUGUAUUUGAUGAUUUAAUUCAUGACCAUGUAGAUAAAGGGUGUUUGAAUAUACAAAAAAGUUUUGAUUUUUAUAAGAAAAAUGAGUGUUUCUUUAAGUGUAAUGACCUUUAAUCUUCUUGAAGAUCAGCCAGAAGACAGUCCAAAUUCAUGGGAAAAGAGGAAAGAUUUGUGCAUAAGUGUUAUCACUAGUUAUUCUCCUAUGAUUCUCUGUACCCAACAAGGUGUGAAGUCACAGUUGGACUAUCUUCAGCAGUGUUUGCAAGGUUAUGAACAGUUUGGAAUUUCAAGGAAAGGAGCUGAAGACACUUCUGAUCAGCACUGUACCAUUUUUUAUGACAAGGACAAGGUCGAGCUUUUAGAAGGGGGAACGUUUUGGUUGUCUGAAUCACCUUCGGUGCCCGGAAGCAUGUCUUGGGGUUCUACAGUACCGUGCACUGCGACAUGGGCAACAUUCCAGCUUAAAGGAGUUGAGCCACCAGGUUUUUCAUUUCAGAUUGUUAAUACAACAAUGGAUGAGUUCAGUCCCCGUGCUCGAAGGCGAGGUGCUUUGCUUACCUGGCAGCAUAUUGCAUCCUUACCCCCUAGCUUACCUGUCGUGUACUGUGGAGGAUUUAACACCCAAAAGGAAUCCACUACAGGCCGUUUUCUUCUUGGGAGAUCUAGAGAGCAUGGAGUUGUCGGUGAUAUGCGAGACGCUUGGCCCAAUGCUCGCGUGAGGAAAAAUGUAUCGCUCAUACGCACGUACCACGGAUUCAAAGGUACGAAGCAGGGACCUCUUGAGUUCCUCAAGUUAGUAUUCCGAGCACUUUGUCUGUGCUGGGAUCGUCAAACUCAGGAUCUGCAUGUGGACUGGAUCCUUUUCCGAGGCAGAUCUCUAAUACCCGUCUCGUUUGAGGUGGUGAACGACAACAUCGAUGGCUUUUAUCCUUCGUCUCAUUAUCCUAUAUUCACUGAGUUCAUGCUUCCUCGGUCAGUGAGGCUGAUCGAAGCAUCCCCUGAAAACGGAAGCUAAACUAUUCCUUACUAAAGUUUUCUCCAUUUCACUUUUGUGCAUUGUUAUUUAUUGAUUGAUUUUUUCGUUUAGUUGCUGGUUUAUCUUUGAUGAUAUAAGGAUCUAAGGGAUGCCAAAUUGGAAAGAUAUGGUCUUUCAUUCCCCUACUGUAUCAAAGUUGUUUAAAGCUCCUACUGUUCAAUUCUCUGAGAUAAGUUAGAAUGAUUUAUUUGAAGGGGAGCCUCGAGCAUCGGUAAAGUUGUUUCGGUGACCUAUAAGUGACGGGUUCGAGCCAUGGAAGAAGCCACUAAUGCUUGCAUUAGGGUAGGCUGUCUGUAUCACAUCCCUUGGAAGUAGCUCUUCCGCGGACCCUGCGUGAACGCGGGAUGUUUUGUCCAUCGGGCCGCCCCAAAGUUGAAUAAUGUAUUUGUAAUCUUUUCUUUUAAGUUAAUGGAUGUAACAUGGGUGAUUUUCUUGGUUUUUGAAUUCCUUUUGGAACAUGUUAACUGAAUUUCUUGUUGUUCAGUGAACUGAUGUAACGUUUCAUGCAGUAAAAUAUGUAGAUUCUAUGACUUAAGACAGAUUUUUUACACUAUCA
This is a messenger RNA of Nicotiana attenuata, 1753 nucleotides long. RefSeq lists its product as uncharacterized. The transcript is spliced from 7 exons. The record is from RefSeq and is a predicted model, not a curated record. The coding region runs from base 244 to 1176 and encodes 310 amino acids. Lineage: Eukaryota; Viridiplantae; Streptophyta; Magnoliopsida; Solanales; Solanaceae. Gene Ontology annotation, molecular function: 3'-5'-RNA exonuclease activity.